Molecule: messenger RNA, 1518 nt
Organism: Diospyros lotus (date-plum)
Lineage: Eukaryota; Viridiplantae; Streptophyta; Magnoliopsida; Ericales; Ebenaceae
Exons: 1
Coding region: 1-1518 (505 amino acids)
Molecular function (GO): zinc ion binding
Source: RefSeq, a predicted model, not a curated record
AUGCGGCCUGGUCAUUGCCAAGCAAAGAGCAGAGUAAUUGGUUCUCAUGUAAAACCCUAUUACGAGGAUGUGAAGUGUAUUCAUAAGCCUAAGAACAUUAUCAACGAUGUUCGCAAGGAAUUUGGGGUGAACAUAAGUUAUUCAAAGGCAUGGCGAUCGCGGGAAAAGGCUUUGGACAUGAUCCGGGGGGGUGCGGAGGAAUCAUUCCAGUUGCUGCCAUCUUAUCUGGACAUGUUGAAGUUGAAAAACCCUGGGACAAUUGCUGAAAUCGAGAGUGAUAGUGAGAGCAGAUUCAAGUACCUAUUUAUGGCAAUUGGUGCAUGUCUUGCCAGAUUUCGUAGCCAAAUGCGGCCCGUAAUUGCAGUUGAUGCUUGCUUUCUCAAGGGUAAAUAUCUUGGUAGUUUGUUUGUUGCCACAUGCAAAGACGGUAACAACAAUGUAUAUCUUAUAGCAUGGGGAGUAGGAGAUUCCGAGAAUAAUGCCUCAUGGGAAUGGUUCUUCACUAAAUUGCGAUCAGCAAUUGGCCAUGAGAUACCUGAUUUGGUAUUUGUGUCUGACAGGCAUAAAAGCAUCAGUAAGGCAAUACUGACGAUUUUCCCUAAUGCACUACACGUACAUUGUAUAUAUCACAUUGGCCAGAACGUUAAGGCUAAAUUCAAGCAUGAAAAUGUGAAUGCUUUGUUCUACAAGGCAGCGAAGGCUUAUCGAGAAUCAGAAUUUCAUGAAUUGUUUAAUGAGCUCGAGCGAUAUGAUCCAGCCAUCGACACCUAUCUUAGAGAGGCUAGCUUCAGUCGUUGGGCACGUGCCUAUUUGGAUGGGAAACGAUUUGAUAUAAUGACGACAAACAUUGCAGAAUGCCUCAAUGCAGCUUUGGCGGAUACACGUAAAUUGCCUAUUCAAUGUUUGAUGGAGUAUAUUAGGAAUAUGAUGCAACAAUGGUUUUAUGAGAGAUGGGGUCAUGCUAGUAAGAUGGGUGGACAUCUCACCUCUUGGGCUGAAGGACAAAUAGCCAAAAGAUUUGCAUUAUCCCAAUAUUGGCUGUCAGAACCGAUUGAUAUGUAUAGAUUCAAUGUCAAAGAUGGUAACUCUAGUGGCAUAGUAGACUUGAAGGCGAAAACUUGCACAUGUCGGGUGUUUGAUUUCGACAAAUUGCCAUGUGGACAUGCCCUGGCGGCUGCACAUUCACGUAAUAUUGACCCAUACACUUUGUCGUCCGCAUACUACCAAACAGAGGCUCUGUUGUGUGCCUAUGCCGAUCCGAUUAUGCCGGUGGGCAGUCAGGCCGAUUGGAUCGUACCGAACGAAAGUGCAUCUGUUAAUUUACUACCUCCGGCAACUAGACGCCCAUGUGGAAGACGCAAGACAUGCCGAAUUCCUUCAGCCGGUGAAGAGAAGAUGAGGGUAAAAUGUGGUCGUUGUGGUCAAAUUGGCCACAAUCGCCAAACUUGCUCAAAUCCAAUAAGUCUGGAUAAAAAAAAUGAAGGCAGUAGUAAAGGUGCAAGACUGGAUCAUGUUUGA